Molecule: messenger RNA, 4295 nt
Organism: Protopterus annectens (West African lungfish)
Lineage: Eukaryota; Metazoa; Chordata; Ceratodontiformes; Protopteridae
Gene: ZNRF2
Product: zinc and ring finger 2
Exons: 5
Coding region: 565-1260 (231 amino acids)
Source: RefSeq, a predicted model, not a curated record
GGUUGAUUACUCCUCCUUUUCGACCUUCCCCUUAGUUGUAUUGGGUGUGUUUUUCCACACAGAGACAGGCAGAAUUUCUCGCUCCACUCCGUCGUUGUACGUUUUUUGUUGUCAGGGUCAGAAGAAGGAAGUGUAUGAUUGUGCGGUUGUGUAUGAAUGUGUAAGUGAGAGAGGCAAGAACCUCUCUGUUUUACAUAGUAAGAGUUAUGGCGAAGGAGGAGACGCCACAGAAGCGCAAACCAAGAGACACAAGAUCGGCUACAGAAUUUAAAGCAAACCCAAAUGAACACUUGAGUGCCUAUUCUGCAUUUUAAAGCCAGUUUUUGAAAUUGUGAAAAGUACUGCUAUUUAGGUUCCUCAGUUUGUCAAGCCAUGGGAUUUUAAAGACCGCUUCAAGUUCCGUGUGUGGGAUUUACUUAGUUUUCAUCUUAAUUACACUUUGAGAUUUUUCACGGUACACUUGCUCAGAACUUUGCUCCUGAGGCUUUGGUUCCUGUCUGCGUGCUAAUAUUUGUUGUGGUUUUGACAGGACUGUUAAAGCUGUGAUCAUCCCAGGAUCUUCUCAUGGGCGCUAAACAGAGUUCUCCACCGACUAGUAACGGCCGUACAAGGGCUUAUUCAGGUUCGGAUUUACCUUCCAGUACAUCCAAUGGGAAUAAUAGUAGGUCCGGCUCUGCGCCGGGCCCCGUGAGGUACCCAUACGUACCUAGCAACAGCCAACAUGGACCCUCAGGGUCUGCAGCAGGGGUCGCACAGUCCCUGGGACCUAGCAGGACUCGAUCCAAUGGAGGUGGGUCAGGGUCCCGUGUUCACUCUUUAAACCAGUCUGCCAUCAACAUCCCCAACAGCAGUGGCACUUACAGUUCUCAAGACUCCGGGAGUAGUACCCCGGAGGAGGGCACCCCUGGAGGUGCCAGGGACAGGACAGCAGCCGGGCAUGGAGGUCCUCGGUUGCUGAUCGGAUCACUGCCUGCGCAUCUCUCUCCGCACCUGUUUGGAGGAUUCAAGUGUCCUGUAUGCUCGAAAUUUAUCUCUUCAGAUGAGAUGGAUUUGCACCUCGUAAUGUGUUUAACAAAGCCAAGAAUAACUUAUAAUGAGGACGUACUAAGUAAAGAUACUGGGGAAUGUGCAAUAUGCCUUGAAGAGAUGCAGCAAGGGGAUACAAUCGCACGCCUGCCCUGCUUAUGUAUAUACCAUAAAGGGUGCAUAGAUGAAUGGUUCGAAGUAAACAGAUCUUGCCCUGAACACCCUUCAGAUUGAAGCAACUAUUUUUUUCCAUACUAAAGCAGGUUUUUCUACUGCGUCUAUGCAUUGAAUAUUAUGCCCUGUAACUCACUGGCAAGCCAUGGUUACACCCCUGAAGAGGACACAGGACAUCAUCUAGAAGAAAAGACUGUACAUUUCUGGAUUCCUUCUUUCAGAUCAAGAAUUACUUUUGGUGAAAUGACAACACACCCUCCAUUUACGUAGAAGAAAGCCUGGGUGCCAGAGGAGCUGUGUGUGCCAAAAUAUAAAGAUGGUUACACCAUGGCAUUUAGUUAAAUACCAGUUGGGCCAAGAAAAAAUAAAUGAUAAAACAUGUUGAUCCAUGUAUUUUUCAAGAUAUUUAUUAUCAUCAUAGAGUAGUGAGAACAUUUUGAAAGUAGUUGUUUUCUUUUUGACAGGUUUUAAUUACUUGACUGUAAAUUAUUCAUGUGUUUUAAUCCUAUCGUCCAGGGAAAAAUCAGGGUCAGAAACUGCACAGAUGGGUUGCUGUAAAUAUUCAUGCAUAAAACAUUGAGUAAAUAUUUUUUUUAUAUGAAUGGAGGUAAAUUACAAAUAUCAGUAUAUUUCCCAUCUUUUUUAUUUAUUUGAUGCCAAAAUAAUGCUCUGUAAAUACAUGACUAUUUUGCCACCAAAGUCUUUGGGAAUGACACACUGUUCAACCCCACUCAGCCCUCCACUAAUUUCCACUUAAGUAACAUAUUUUGUUUUUCACAAUAGAAGGUUAUGGAAUAAACAUCUGUUGCCCUCUCAGUGCACUAUUAUUUGUUUUGCAGUUAGAUUUUUACAUAUCCAUGAACAAAAAAGUUCUAAACAAAUUGUGUCUUAGAAAAAGUGGACCGCUUAAUAUACCCAAGCCAGUCUACUUAAAUGACACACUUUUUUGAGGGGAUAAAAAGGGAGAAGAUGUUUCACACUGUUUAUUGUUUGGACAUAGAUGAUUUUUUUUUUUGGGGGGGGGGGGGUUACAUAAAAGUACGGCACUGGAAGUGUCACAUAUCUGAGGUGUGAAGGAUUCUGCUUUGGAAUUUUAGUUGCAUAUUUUUGUAAGUGCCAACCUUCAAAAAAUAUACAGUUUCCUGUAUCAGCGGGUUGUUCUUCCACUGAUGUGACAGGUGCAGAAGACAAAAUCAUAAGGCAUGUUGCUACAUUAAAUGAAAGAUAAAACAAGUUACUUCUUUCCCAGCAGUAACAAAACGUUGUACCUGUCUCUGUUUCUUUACUUGCUUUCUUGCAGUGAAAAAAAAAUGUUCCCAUGGAUUAAAACGUCUCCCAAGUGGGUGGUUCCCUUCCCACUCAUGUUUUAUAGUGAUAUGAGUUGGUUCUAAUUCUUCUAGCUUUCAGUACUUCUUACCUGUACUGAAGUAAUAUUUUAUUUAGGUGCUCUUUUGUCCUUUGUGACUGAAUAUUACCCGCUUCAGCAUUUUAUUGAUCAGCACCUAUACACUGUUAAAGUAAGAAAAGACUAAGAUACAUCCAUCUUUAGGUGGCAACACUGUGAACAUUUGUGAAAGUGCUAUAAUUGCUUCCUGAUCACAUUUCUUUGUGUACUGCAGAUUUCUGGUGUUUCUAUGUCAAAUAUGCCUUUGGAAUUCUCUCAAGGCCUUUGGCGUGUUUCUAUGUCAAACAUGCCUCAGGAAUUUUGUCAUGGCCUUUGGCAAGUAUAUGCAUAAAAAUACAUGAAACUCUACAGUAUUAUGACUUAUUCAGAGUAACAGGUAGAUACAGUCAGAAUAUGUUUUCUUACCACACAUUUUUCAGAAUGAAAAAGCCUGUCUGUUAAAGUCCUUCUAGAAUAUGCCUUCUUCAUGAUGGUGUCCUCAAAACACUGCCAAGAAAACUUGGCUGCCACAAUGCUGAUCAAAGCAGUUGUGACAGCUUAGCUUCAUUCUUUCAGAAACAAAAAGAGCUGUUGUGAUCAGGUGAUUGUAACCAACUGUGACAGUACAGCUGUUUGUGCUCUGAUCACAGUAUUUUGCUCUAACUUUUCUGUGCAACCAAAAAUCUUAGCUCAUGGAUUACUUUAAUUUCAGUCAUGAUUUGAAUGCUGCAGCUCCCAGGGUAACAUUAUCACAGUAGAGGCCUCUGUGAGUCACAUCUUAUUUUUACAUAUUCUUUGGGAGUGGUUGACACAAGACAUCAGUGAAUGCCUUAUAUUUUUGUGAAAUGGUGUCUGUUGUUGCUGCAAGCCAUUUAAAAAUUUAGAAAUACUUUUGUUAAAUGAUACAAAAAAACUAUAUGUAAGUGCCCAUACAAAGGCUAAAUACCUUGUUUUGUAGGGUCUGAAAUAAAUGGGUUGCACCUUUAUUGAGGCCUUUUUGGUGCCAUUAUUCAGAUGUUCAGAAGUCUUAUUGUAAGGAGUGACCCGUUGCUGUUAAGCAGUCUUCAUGUUUAUGGUGACGGUGCAUAAACACAAGAGUGAAGGGUGCACAACCACUGUAAACCAAGGACUUAAAGCUCCCAUAAUUUUAGAAGGACCAUGUACAGUUGGCAUUGACAUAAAGGUGAGGUUUUGAAUUCAUCUGUUUGCCUUUGUCCUUGUAUAUUAACAUGUUAAGUUUCAAUAUCAGGACUUCCAGGAAGUCAUAUGUACAUUAAAUGCGCAUCUCCAGAAUGUUUAGAACUCCAGAAGCAUGGAAACUGCCUGGAGUUACCUGGGGUGGGGGGAUAAGGUACCUCAGCUGCUGCAGGCAGCAGACUGUUCCUUUUGUAAUGGAGCAGGGUUUGGGUGUUGAUAAGUCUGAAUAUACUGUGUCAGGUCUGUUAUUAAUUGCAUUAACCUGUGAAAUGAGAAAGUCAGCAUAGCUCUUUUGCAGAUAUGUAGAAAUGUAAAUCUUUACAACAACCACACACACCUCUAGCUGGUUUCUACUUAUUCUGCGUAUGUAAAAAUAUAUUUUGAAUUAUGUAGCAUCUUUAAUUUCCUUUUCUCUGCAGGUAUUAUAUAAGCAAUACUGUGAUUUCUGCUGAAAUAAGAGUUUGGCUGCUGUGAAUCAUUUAGUUCUUAAUAAUUAAAAUGUAUUUGUAUUUGG